GGUUACAGUAUGUGAUGCUGUUAAACACGCUCUCAGCGCACAUUCCAGGGUAACUGUUACCUGGGUGUGUUUCAGACAGGUAAAUAAGACAGGGGAGGCUCAGAAAAAGAAGCUUUCACCUGAGACGCUGUGAGAGGUGGGGGCCAGGAUUCAGGGGCGGCAGUGGGGUGUGCAGUUAGGGAGCUGGUGACCUGACCGUUGCAGGUUCGAUUCCCAGUGUGAGUAUUUUUCACAAGUCAUUGAAGCUCCACUUCUGAUUUAAGAAGCUGAAUCCAUACCUGAGUUGCAAGCAGCCAUGAAGAUUGCGUCCUUUAACGUUCAGAGGUUUGGCUUGAGGAAAAUCUCAGACCCAAACGUCCUGUCUACGCUGAUCAAGAUUGUGUCCCGCUAUGACAUCAUAGUGAUUCUGGAGGUGGUGGAUGUGAGCGGGGCUUCCGUGGAGCGCUUCCUGGCGGAACUCAACAGGGUGAAUACCCAGCACCAUUACACCCUGAGAAUUAGCACCCGUCUGGGCCGCACACGCUACAAGGAGCAGUUCCUCUUCCUCUACAGGGAUGACUCAGUAUGCCUUGUGGGGUCGUAUCAGUAUGAGGACACUCAGGCUGGGGAUGAAGAUGUGUUUGCAAGGGAGCCAUACAUCCUGCGCUUCCGAUCCAUGGCAACAGUGCUGAAGGACCUGGUGCUGAUCCCUGUGCACACCAAGCCCUCGGACUCGGUGAGGGAGCUGGACGAGCUGUAUGACGUCUUCCUGGCCGUGAAGAGGAAAUGGAAGACUGACAACAUCAUGAUCUUGGGAGACUUCAACGCAGACGGGGCCUACGUCUCCAGCAGGGGCAUGCAGGCCAUCCGAAUUCGGAGCGACAGGAACUUCCACUGGCUGAUCCGGGACGACGUGGACACCACAGCCAACACAGGAAACGAGCACACCUACGACAGGAUAGUGGUGUAUGGAGAUGACAUGCUGGAUGCCAUCGUGCCGAACUCAGCCCAACCGUUCAACUUCCAAAAAGCUUUUAAUCUGACAGAGGAAAUGGCGCUGGACGUGAGUGAUCAUUACCCUGUAGAGGUGGAACUGAAGAGUCUCCCUCAGGAGGGGCGAAAACGUGGAUCAGAGCAGCAACAUUCCGGAGGAGACUCACACACGGAGGAACUGUACCAGGAAGUCCUGGAGCUGAAGAAGAAAAACCAGCUUCUAAAGCAAGAGAAACUCAAACUGCAGAUUCAGAUGCUGCACAUGCAAAUGGCUCAGGAAAAAAAAUGAGCUCAGAUUUCACUUCAGUGGAACAGUGGACUGCUGCUCAAAGUGGACACACCACUGGUCACAGAAAUGACUUCAGUAAUUGAACAAGUGGAGACAAAACAUGGUUCUUUAAUGAAUAAUAUUUUUGUUUUAUAUUUUUAGUUUUAAACAUUUUUUUGAGCAUGUCCUUAUCAAUAACAUAAGAAAAUGAAUAAUAAAAUUGUUCAAUUGUAAUUUUAAAAAUGCAGGGCUGCCCAACCCUGAUCAUGGAGAUCUGCCAGCCUGUAGGUUUUCAUUUCAAACCUAAUUUUACUGAUUAGCAGCUCAACACGCUGUUGAAUGCGGGUGCUUUGUUAGGGUUGGAGGGAAUACUUGUCGGACGGUAGAUCUCCAUUAUUAGGGUUGCGCAUAUACUAUACAGCUACAUGUCUGUCUGUCUCCCUGUCUGUCCCCUUUGCCUCUCUCUCACUCUCUCUCCCCCCUCACUCUCUCAUUCUCUCUGUCCCACUUUCUCUCUCUCCCUCUCUCACUCCCCCUCUUUCUCACUCUCUCUCUCCCCGCUCACUCUCUCAUUCUCUCUGUCCCACUUUCUCUCUCCCUCUCCCAUUCACUGUCCCGCUCUCUUUCUCUCACUCUCUCAUUCUCUCUCUAACUAGGAUGAGUCAAAUGCAGAGGACAAUUUACCUCACCGUGUUCAAUAAACUGUGUCUUGUCAUUCAUUGGUUUAUAUUUAGCAGACAAUGUGCUGUAUGUGUUUAUAGAGUGCAUAGCUAAUAAAGUUUUGUCCUGUUCGAUUGCAGAAGCUAA
Messenger RNA from Anguilla rostrata (American eel), 2047 nucleotides. Its product is annotated as deoxyribonuclease-1-like. Gene Ontology annotation, biological process: DNA catabolic process. NCBI's taxonomy places the organism in Eukaryota, Metazoa, Chordata, Actinopteri, Anguilliformes, Anguillidae. Bases 296 to 1261 code for a protein of 321 amino acids. Gene Ontology annotation, molecular function: DNA binding; deoxyribonuclease I activity. The record is from RefSeq and is a predicted model, not a curated record. The transcript is spliced from 11 exons. Gene Ontology annotation, cellular component: nucleus.